AUGGCAGAAAAGCCAGAUAUGUCUUCCUUCUGGAAGAAUGCCAUAACAGAGCUCAUCAACGACGUGUCUGCCCGACAUCCGCCAGACACGGUCGCCUCCGAAGAGUCACUGUCCGCCUUGUCCGCAGCCGUGAGAGAGUUGACUGCUGAUAGCUUGAUUUUUAGACCCACUCUGCCUGCCGCCGUCGCGUCGCCGGAGAAAGCGCGUCUCGCUGCUCGUGGGCAGGUGCAAAUCUCAGCUCGCGAGGACACUCCAGUCGCUGCUUCUGAGAACACGCUAGUCGCUGUUGGCGGGGACGCUCCAGCCACUGCGCCCACAAACACACCAGUCGCUCCUCAUGAGCACGCGCCUGCCGCUGUUCCCACGAGAGGCCCUCUUACUGCUCCUGAGAGAGUGCCUGUCGUUGCCUCUGGUAAGGCUCUUACCCUUCCUUCAGCACCCUGGUCUGGCAGACCGUUGUUGUCGGGCGCGCAGCUACAAUCUCAGUUCAACAUGCUUCACCGUACUUCCGGAGAGACGUCAGCAGCGCAACAGGUACGAAACAAGCGCCCGUUAGAACAUGGCUCCACACAGACUGCAGGAUUUGAACAACACCAGAAGAAGACCUGUAUCAAAGAAGAGUCCGACUCCGACGAUGAUUCUGAAGAUGGGGAGAUGUCGCUUUUGAAGCAAUCAGGUCCUGCUCUUGCACAUCGAACAAGAAAGCCAAGAGUGACCUUCAUGAACAUACGCUCUAUGCAGCUUCCAGCUGCAAUUCACAACGUCAAGCCGUCGAAGCUGUUUGUUCAUGCAACCCGCAAGAAGGAAGACGGCCAGCUGGGAGUCAACCCGGCUAGCAAGCACCUUGUUUGGUCCAUCCCUCCAGCCGGUUCCCUCCCAACGAAGGUGUACAACAUCAAGCUGCUCCCAAAUACCAAUGUCCAGUGGAAGCGUACACCAAACCGCGCUCGCCUCGAGCUGAGAGCGCCGCUAGCGAGCGUGUGUGACAAUGUAAAAGGGCGGAAGGGCCAGAAAGGCCAUGGUCAGUUGGAGAAGUGGACUUUCUGGAUUUGGCUGGACGAGCGGGAGGGAUGUAGCGCCGAGGAGAAGGCCAAGAACAGGCCUCUUGUGAAGCACAAUCAGCAGAAGGUUCUUGUCCUGCUGCGCGCGAUCCUGGAUACCAUCGAUGGUGCGGCAGACCGGCCUACUGGUCCGACUACGGCAGUCAUCAAUCAUCGUCGCCCGGCGACAGGCGGACACCCAGGCACAGCCGCCAACAAAGUUGCUGUUGCACAUCGCCGCGGCGGGGCGCCGUCUCCUAGCAGCAUGGGAUCCUCUACUCCCCAUGAGGCUAUUGGCGGCCCUGCAUUCGCCGCGGACGAUGUGCUCUCACAGUUCAGUCCAGACUAUCUCGCCGGAUAUCUUGCCGGACAACGCAGUACUGAGUAUCCGACGGGCCCCCUCGUACCGAAUGUGGAGGCUUUCGGGGCGGAGGCCCCCAGUGUCUUAGCUCAGCAUGGCAUGGGAAGCAUGGGAAGUAUCAUUGCGCAACAACCGUCAGGUGUUGCCUUUCCAACACCGGCGGCUUUCAGUAUCAUGCCAAUUAAAGCCGAGACACUGGCGGCCCCGCCUUCGGGUUUUGCUGCAGACCGUGGCAUGGGACGCAUGGGAGACAUGAUGGACCAGCAGCUGCCGGGUGUCUGGGCUUCUAUGCACGCGACUCCAGCUCCCAUGCCAUUGCCCCUCCAGCCGUUGACCGCCGCACCUUCCGGUCCUGUUGAGCCGCAUGGCAUGGGUCACGCUCAACGCACUGCGGGCCAGCAGCCGCUGACUGCUGACCAUCCGGCGAACGCGGCUGCUGGAUUCGGUCAAUAUACUCAGGCUCCUCCGGAGAAUUGUGCUCCGUCCUAA
Coniosporium apollinis CBS 100218 is the source of this 1890-nucleotide messenger RNA. RefSeq lists its product as uncharacterized. The transcript has 2 exons. NCBI's taxonomy places the organism in Eukaryota, Fungi, Ascomycota, Dothideomycetes. The record is from RefSeq and is a predicted model, not a curated record. Bases 1 to 1890 code for a protein of 629 amino acids.